AGUGCCGAGGAGUAGAGGCUUCAAACUGGUCAGAUGACUUUGGGAACCUGGGAGCAGGAGCCAGGAAUUGAGAGGAGAGGACAAGUGGACAGAGGAACGGGCUGGAGGCUGGACAGGCCGUCGGAUUCGGGGCUGUGACAUGAAGCUGCUACCCAGCUGGACAGCGGUGCUGCGGGGGAAGCCUUGGGGCAGGGCCUGGCCAUGGGCCCAGCGACCCACAAGAACUGCUCACACCUGUGCCCCAAAGAUGAGGGCCCAGGAGGACCCUGAGGGCCAGACACAGCAUGAGUCCCUGGGCUCAGCAGGGACCUCCACGAAGGACCCCCCGACGGCCCUGUGCAAAGAGCCCAAGUCUGACAUGUUGUACAAGAUCGAGGAUGUGCCGCCCUGGUACCUGUGCGUCCUGCUGGGCUUCCAGCAUUACCUGACCUGCUUCAGUGGCACCAUCGCUGUGCCCUUCCUCCUGGCUGAGGCGCUGUGUGUGGGCCGUGACCAGUACAUGGUCAGCCAGCUCAUUGGCACCAUCUUCACCUGUGUGGGCAUCACCACCCUCAUCCAGACCACACUGGGCAUCCGGCUGCCACUGUUCCAGGCCAGCGCCUUUGCAUUUCUGGUCCCAGCCAAAGCCAUCCUGGCCCUGGAUAGAUGGAAAUGCCCUCCAGAAGAGGAGAUCUACGGUAACUGGAGUCUGCCCCUGAAUACCUCUCAUAUUUGGCAGCCACGGAUACGAGAGGUCCAGGGUGCAAUCAUGGUGUCCAGUAUGGUGGAGGUGGUGAUUGGGCUGAUGGGGCUGCCUGGGGCCCUGCUCAGUUACAUCGGGCCUCUUACAGUCACCCCCACUGUCUCCCUCAUUGGUCUCUCUGUCUUCCAAGCUGCUGGUGACCGAGCUGGCUCCCACUGGGGUAUCUCAGCUUGCUCCAUUCUCCUGAUUGUCCUCUUCUCCCAGUACCUGCGAAAUCUCACCUUCUUGCUGCCUGUCUACUGCUGGGGAAAGGGCCUCACUCUCUUCCGCAUCCAGAUCUUCAAGAUGUUUCCCAUCGUGCUAGCCAUCAUGACCGUGUGGCUGCUCUGCUAUAUACUGACCCUGACGGACGUGCUGCCCUCAGACCCCACAGCCUAUGGCUUCCAGGCACGAACAGAUGCCCGAGGCGACAUCGUGGCUAUUGCUCCCUGGAUCCGCAUCCCCUACCCCUGUCAGUGGGGGCUUCCCACAGUGACUGCGGCUGCUGUCCUGGGAAUGUUUAGUGCCACAUUAGCAGGCAUCAUUGAGUCCAUCGGAGAUUACUACGCUUGCGCCCGCCUGGCUGGUGCACCACCCCCUCCAGUGCACGCUAUCAACAGGGGUAUCUUCACAGAAGGCAUCUGUUGCAUUAUCGCAGGGCUGCUGGGCACGGGCAACGGGUCCACCUCAUCCAGCCCCAACAUUGGUGUCCUGGGGAUUACCAAGCCCCACCCCUUGGCUCACUGGCAGGUGGGUAGCCGGCGCGUGGUGCAGUAUGGUGCGGGUAUCAUGCUGGUCCUGGGCACCAUUGGCAAAUUCACGGCCCUCUUCGCCUCGCUCCCUGACCCCAUCCUAGGGGGGAUGUUCUGCACCCUUUUUGGCAUGAUUACAGCUGUGGGGCUGUCUAACCUGCAGUUCGUGGACAUGAACUCCUCCCGCAACCUCUUCGUGCUUGGAUUUUCCAUGUUCUUUGGGCUCACGCUGCCCAAUUACCUGGACUCCAACCCGGAUGCCAUCAACACAGGCAUUCCUGAAGUGGACCAGAUUCUGACUGUGCUGCUGACUACGGAGAUGUUUGUGGGUGGGUGCCUCGCUUUCAUACUGGACAACACGGUGCCAGGAAGCCCAGAGGAACGAGGUCUGUUACAGUGGAAAGCUGGGGCCCAUGCCAACAGUGAGAUGUCUACCAGCCUGAAGAGCUAUGACUUUCCCAUUGGGAUGAGCAUGGUAAAAAGAAUUGCCUUUCUGAAAUACAUUCCUAUCUGCCCAGUCUUCAAAGGAUUUUCUUCAAGGUCAAAAGACCAGCUUCCAGUUCCAGAAGAUACCCCACAAAAUAUAGAAACUGGGUCGGUGUGCACCAAGGUCUGAAAAACUGCGCCCAGGAAAGGUAGCAUGGUAUAUAAGAGGAAAAGAAAACUGCAUGGGGAGUCAGAAGACCUAAGUUGGAAUCCCAGCUCUGCUAACUAACUUCUUAUAUAGGUCUGGAUAAGUCACUCUCUGGGACUUCGUUUUUGCAUCAGUUAGGGGAAGACUGGGCCAAAGCCUCUAAGAGCCUGAGAGACUUGUACCGCCAUUAUUUUGUAUUUCUAAAUCUUUACUUUCCUAAGCAGAUGUGUCAGCAUAUAGGGAAUAGCUGGAAAUUUUCCUCUACCACAUCUUUGAAUGCAAGUUGAUCAAGACAAAAAGAAACCAGGACGGAUUCCAGGGCCUGAAAUGUAGGCAUGCUGGCAGGAUUUUAGAUUGAAUCUGAGCCCCCAAUAUCACUUACUUCAAGACCAAAGCAUAUUAAACAACAUGUUGGAACAAUAA
This is a messenger RNA of Eubalaena glacialis (North Atlantic right whale), 2530 nucleotides long. RefSeq names its product solute carrier family 23 member 1 (gene SLC23A1). Gene Ontology annotation, biological process: transmembrane transport. Lineage: Eukaryota; Metazoa; Chordata; Mammalia; Artiodactyla; Balaenidae. Bases 140 to 2089 code for a protein of 649 amino acids. The transcript is spliced from 16 exons. Gene Ontology annotation, molecular function: transmembrane transporter activity. Gene Ontology annotation, cellular component: membrane. The record is from RefSeq and is a predicted model, not a curated record.